AUUUCCUUGAUAUUCUUGUUCAAAGGCUGUAAGGUUGAAUGGCAGAUAGCCGGCUGGUUGGUUCAGCUUCCAAGUACCUUCAAGGGGCGAAAUUUUCUUUUUCGUCCUUCUCUUGCAGACAGCUGAAACAAAAACUCUCCUGAGAAAGAGCCAAUCAGGCGCGGCUAUUAAUUGCAAACACUCUCUUUUCUUUGUGAAAGGGAGAGAGGUUUGAAUUUCUCAUGGAAGAGCAACUCCCCAUGUGGCGUUCUUUUCAGCGGAAGUUGCCUUCUCAUAGGCUUCUAAGUAGCACUAGCAGGAACAGAUUAAGAGUUAGGGCUUGGUAUCUAUCAGCCCUAUUGAGGACCAUUUGAUGAUAUGGUUUUAGAGCUUGUUCCAAAAAUGUUACACAAGAAUUACAAGUACCCGCAACCUACGAUGCCAUUCAGGAAGAAACCUUUCGUUAAGCGAGUUCAAUUUCCAGAGGGAAGCAGCCAAGACUACAAACUGGAUUUUUCAGAAGAUGAAGUGCAGCUUGUUGUCAGGAUGUUUAAUUUAGUUGGACGGAGGUGGUCCCUUAUUGCUGGUAGGAUUCCUGGCAGAACUGCAGAGGAGAUUGAAAAGUAUUGGAAUUGGAGGGAGACAUCACUUGGACAGUAAAAGCAAUUGGAGGAGGACUCUGCUCUUCUCCUUCAUUAGAAUGUAUACUCCUGUCUUUUAAUUAUCGUCUCUGUGAAUUGGAAGGUCUUCCGGCCGUGGUCAUCAAGCUUUAAGUGUUGCUUCUACCCAUUGUGUAAUUAUUCAGAACUAGCCUUUUAUUGUCGUGCUAAGCAGGAAGAUGAAUGACAAGUUAAAAUUAUGAAGCUGUUGCAUCUUCA
Nymphaea colorata (pocket water lily) is the source of this 857-nucleotide messenger RNA. Its product is annotated as transcription factor CPC-like. Gene Ontology annotation, biological process: cell differentiation. The record is from RefSeq and is a predicted model, not a curated record. The coding region runs from base 358 to 639 and encodes 93 amino acids. Gene Ontology annotation, molecular function: transcription cis-regulatory region binding. NCBI's taxonomy places the organism in Eukaryota, Viridiplantae, Streptophyta, Magnoliopsida, Nymphaeales, Nymphaeaceae. The transcript has 3 exons. Gene Ontology annotation, cellular component: nucleus.